UCUGCCUCCUCUCUUUACGACCUCCUUCCCAUCUUACCUCCAUAUCCCCCUUUCAUGAAAUGGCCCGCUCAAAAAAGUUAGAAAACGGACCGCCAUCCUUACGCACUCCCAGCCCUAGCUCUUCCUCACCUGACCGACCGGUAGGACCCCUUAGCAUCCCUGUCGCUCUGGAAGACAGAGAGGAGGUCAAAAUAAACAACGCGAACUUGACAGAACUGAAAAAUGCUUGUGAUGAUGCUGUAAAACGUUAUCUAUCGCGACCCGAAUUAUUCAAACAGAUCUACUUGCAUGCAGAUGUACGAUUAGGACUGGGAUGGGCGAGUGUUUUUGUUGCUGCAGGUACAGCGUUAUAUGGGUACAAGGUCGAUUUCGAACAGUCGAAACCUGUCGUGUGGGCGGGGCUCCUCUUAUACAUGCUCCUGACAACGCUUCAAACAUUGUACGCCUACUUCGUUGAAGGUGAUAUCGUUUAUUCGGGGAAGAGAAAAACGUUUGCGCGAAGGAUUGUCUCCGAAAGGAUCACUCUCUCCUCACGUACUAGACCGGUUAAAGGAGUACAACCACCAGCAUAUGAAGUUGGGGUCACAUACGUUCGUUCGACGAGUGGUGGCAAGUCUCUUUUGGCCAAGGGUAAAACCCGGGGACUCAAGGAAUACAAUGCACUUUUCGGCGAACAAGGUACAAUGGAUCAAGAAAAGUUCGAGAAGUGGGUUGGCGAGUUGGUUGAGCAAGCCAUGGAAGGAAAGUCGUCGUGAAUGUUAAUUUGGGUUACAUUUACGUCAUGAUACCUUCGUGAUUUAGCUUGUAUCAGGUGUCUCAGUUCAUAAUUAUCAGUGUAAUGGUCCACUUUCUUUCGUCGUUCUUGGAAUAACUCGUUACCAAUACUUUCAUAUUGCUAUGUCUCGUGUAGCCGUUCCUUAUUCAGUUCACAUGAACAUAAAAUAUAUACGACCCAAAUACUUUGCACUCGAU
Marasmius oreades (fairy-ring Marasmius) is the source of this 972-nucleotide messenger RNA. RefSeq lists its product as uncharacterized. The transcript is spliced from 5 exons. Gene Ontology annotation, cellular component: membrane; signal peptidase complex. The record is from RefSeq and is a predicted model, not a curated record. NCBI's taxonomy places the organism in Eukaryota, Fungi, Basidiomycota, Agaricomycetes, Agaricales, Marasmiaceae. Gene Ontology annotation, biological process: protein targeting to ER. Bases 60 to 755 code for a protein of 231 amino acids.